Anopheles coluzzii is the source of this 2133-nucleotide messenger RNA. RefSeq names its product phosphoacetylglucosamine mutase (gene nst). The record is from RefSeq and is a predicted model, not a curated record. NCBI's taxonomy places the organism in Eukaryota, Metazoa, Arthropoda, Insecta, Diptera, Culicidae. The coding region runs from base 175 to 1830 and encodes 551 amino acids. The transcript has 2 exons. Gene Ontology annotation, molecular function: phosphoacetylglucosamine mutase activity; magnesium ion binding. Gene Ontology annotation, biological process: UDP-N-acetylglucosamine biosynthetic process; carbohydrate metabolic process.
CUGCUGACGUUGAACGAGUUUGAACAUUUUUCUGUUUUGGUCGCUAAACAAACGCGCUCUCCACGAGUACGCGGUAAACGUCGGUCGGAAGUUAAGCUUUAAGCCAAAAUACCGGUUUUGUGUUUUUUCGGUUCAGUUUAGGGCAAACAGAUCAUCCGCAACAUUCUGGCGAAAAUGUCCGUCAACUUGCGUUCGGUGUUUGCAUUCGCCAAGGAGUACCACCAGAAGAAGGAAUCGCAGAAGGAUAUCCAGUAUGGAACGGCCGGAUUCCGAUCGCAUGCUGAUAACCUGGACUACGUUAUGUAUCGAAUGGGCUUGCUGGCGGCGCUACGGUCGCGGGCGAAAGCGAGCCAAGCGAUCGGUGUCAUGAUAACGGCUUCCCACAAUCCGGAGCACGAUAAUGGGGUGAAAUUGAUCGACCCGCUCGGCGAAAUGUUGGAGCAGCGGUGGGAGCAGCUGGCCACCGAUCUGGUCAACGUACCCGACAGCGGGCUGGAGGCGCAGGUGGCGAAAAUCUGCGAGGACGAGCAAAUCGACAAUAACGAACCGGCGAAGGUGUUUGUCGGUAUGGACACGCGCUACCACAGCCCGCAGCUAUCGCGUGCCGUCGUGAACGGUAUACUGGCGCUGAAGGGGACGGUCACCGAGUUUGGCAUCGUGACGACACCGAUGUUGCACUAUUUCGUAACCUGCACCAACACGCAGAACGCGUACGGGCUGCCCACGGAGGAAGGCUACAUGGGCAAGCUGAUAGCGGCGUUCAAGGCGCUGCGCGGGGAGCAGGCUGAGCCGGGCAACUAUCGCAACCAGCUGUACUACGACGGUGCGAACGGUGUCGGGUCGCUGAAGAUGCUCGGUUUCAUCAAAAAGCUGAACGGCGCACUGAACGUGAAGGUGUUUAACAGCAAUGGAAAGAUUAACUUCAAAUGUGGAGCCGAUUUCGUGAAAACGAACCAUCGCGUGCCGGAGGGACUGCCCGAGGAGGCAGCACUGGCCAGUGGUCGCUGCUGCUCGGUGGACGGUGACGCUGACCGUGUGGUGUACUACUUCACGGAUAAGGAGGGAACGUUCCGUCUGCUGGAUGGCGACCGGAUAGCGACCCUGCUGGCGGGCUAUUUGAAGGACCUGAUCGAGCAGUGUGGCGUCCAGCUGGAGAUGGGUCUGGUGCAGACGGCGUAUGCGAACGGAGCGUCGACGGAUUACAUCGUCAAUCGUAUGAAGAUCCCGGUCAGCUGCACACGCACCGGCGUCAAGCAUUUGCACCACAAGGCGCUCGAGUAUGACGUUGGCGUGUACUUUGAGGCAAACGGGCACGGUACGAUCAUUUACAGCGAGAAGGCCAAGCAGGCGAUACGGGCGGCGAGCCAGGAUGAGAGCCGCACCGAGGAGCAGCGCAAAACGGCGGCCAGACUGUUGCAAAUGAUCGACCUAACGAACGAAACGGUGGGCGAUGCCAUCUCCGAUAUGCUGCUGGUCGAGACGGUGCUUCACGCGAAGGGCUGGAACCUGGACGACUGGCUGGCGAGCUACACCGACUUACCGAAUGUGCUGGAGAAAGUGUACCUUGCCGAUCGGAACGUGAUCACCGUCACGGAUGCCGAUCGGGUCGUGGUUGCGCCGGCGGGACUGCAGGAUUCGAUCAACGAAAUCGUAGCCAAGUUCCCGAAAGGUCGUUCCUUUGUGCGGCCCUCUGGAACGGAGGACAUUGUGCGGGUGUAUGCCGAGGCCGAUACGCGAGCGAAUGCCGUUCAGCUUGCCUUCGAGGUGGCGAAUUUGGUGUUCGAUCAGGCCGGAGGGGUUGGUUCGCGCCCGGUCAAGAUGGAAGACUAAAAACGAAGCUCCGCGCUUCACAAUCAAUCGAUAUCGAAUCAAAAGCUGUGCUACCUUCAACUGCCACCACCACCACACAAGACAUGUUUACUGCGCACCGUUAACUGCGACUUUUAACUGCUGACGCGUUGUUUGAAUAGCUUGUAAGAACUACGCAAUCGAAGCGAUGAGAGAUUAUUUUUUUGUUUAACAUCACGUGAAAAGUAAAAAUUAGGGCAAAUAUUAUACGAUCAAUGCAGAAUCUGAUUUCACAACUAUUAUUAUGCAGAAUGCGAAGAAAAAUAUAUUCUUUUAAAUUUGAAA